Molecule: messenger RNA, 2130 nt
Organism: Magnolia sinica
Lineage: Eukaryota; Viridiplantae; Streptophyta; Magnoliopsida; Magnoliales; Magnoliaceae
Exons: 3
Coding region: 936-1967 (343 amino acids)
Cellular component (GO): cytosol
Molecular function (GO): protein-folding chaperone binding
Source: RefSeq, a predicted model, not a curated record
CUCCUUCAAAACCUUCCAUUUUCCGUCCUUCACGCGGAAGUUUUCCGAAGGAAAUUCGACAAGAAUAUCCGGAAAAAAAUCUAAAUUUUCUGGUGUUUUGACAAAGGAUAGCGAAGUUCGGAGAGGUUUCUUCUCGAAUUUGGUUGAAUUUGCAGAGAUUUGAAAUCUCUUUUGCUGCAAACGGUGAAAGAUAGGAGAUCGGUGUGUUUUGAGGACGAGUUUCGAAGAUCAGAGGCUUUUGUCUCAAAUCUGAUCAAAUUUUCAGCAACGUAAGAUAUCUUUUGCUGAAAAUCGCAAAAGAUUGGAUGUUAUUCGUCAUUUGAUGAAGAAUCACGAAGAUCAGAGGCGUGUUUUUUUUUUUUUUUUUUUUGCAAAUCCGUGUGUGUUUGAGAUAUCGUCCGUGAAACCAAAAAAUCUAUGUUUUUCACCUUUUGACGAAGAACUGCAAAUGUCGGAGAGGUCUCCUCGAGUUUGGUCGUAUUUGCAAAGAUUUGAGAUCUCUUUUUGCUGGAAAUGGUGAAAGAUCAGAGUUUUCUGUGUUUUGACGAAUAGUUUCAUAGAUCAGAGGCUUCUUUUCUCAAAACUGCUCGAAGUUUUAGGAAUUUAAGAUAUUUUUUUGCUGAAAUUCGCACAAGAUUGGAUGUUCUCUGCCAUUUGAUGUAGAAUCACGAAGAUCAGAGGUAUUUUCCAGUGAAUUUGUAUGUAUUUGAGAUAUCUUCCACGAAAGAUCAUAAACAUAGGAUGUUUUUCAUCUUUUGAAGAAGAGCUGCAAAGAUUGGAGGUUUUUUUCUCUUUAUUUUUCAGAAAUUUACAGAGAUGUGAGGUCUAUAUAGGAAUAAUAUCAGCGAUUUAAUAUUUCUAGUAAUCUGAUGGAAAUCAGAGAGUUGUGAUUUUGUAAUCUCGAUUGAGCACUUCUGGUUUUGAAUCUCCUCACCAUGGGAGUGGAUUACUACAACAUCUUGAAGGUGAACAGAAACGCGACAGAGGAAGACGUCAAGAAAGCAUACCGGAGAUUGGCGAUGACAUGGCAUCCAGAUAAGAAUCCCAUCAACAAGAAAGAGGCAGAGGCCAAGUUCAAGCAGAUCUCCGAAGCUUAUGAAGUCUUGAGCGAUCCAGAGAAGAGGGCUAUCUAUGAUCAAUAUGGAGAAGAAGGCCUUAAGGGUACGGCCCCACCCGGUUCCAAAAGUGGAUUCUCAAGAAGCAACACUACCAGAGCGAACGAUUCCCAGUUCAGUCCUCGCAAUGCGGAGGAUAUCUUUGCUGAAUUCUUUGGGAGGAGCCCCUUUGGGUUCGGUUCAACAGGCCGUUCAAAGUCCACGAGGUACCAGUCAGACAGCGGAAUCUUUGGGGGUUUUGGUGGGACUAGCAACAACUUCCAAUCUUACACUGAAGGGGUUGGGGUCAGUGGGGGAGGUGUGCCACGCAAGCCACCCCCUGUGGAGAGCAAGCUACCAUGCAGUCUCGAGGAGCUCUACAGCGGGUCAACGAGGAAGAUGAAGAUCUCUAGAAAUGUCAUUGAUCCUAAAGGACAGAUAGUGCCGGAAACAGAAUUUUUAACUAUAGAUGUGAAGCCCGGUUGGAAGAAAGGAACAAAGAUCACAUUCCCAGAGAAGGGUAAUGAGCAGCUGAACCAGCUUCCAGCAGAUCUUAUCUUUGUCAUUGAUGAGAAGCCUCACAACGUGUACACUAGGGACAGCAACGACCUCAUCGUUGACCAGAAAAUAUCGUUGGUGGAAGCACUGACAGGAACUUCAGUGCAUCUUACAACACUCGAUGGUCGCCGUCUGACAAUCCCUGUGACGGACAUUGUCAGCCCUGGAUAUGAGCUUGUGAUCACCAACGAAGGGAUGCCGAUCACCAAGGAACGGAGGAAGAGGGGAAAUUUGCGGAUCAAGUUCGACGUGGUGUUCCCAGCAAGAUUGACGGCGGAAAAACAGGCAGGUAUAAAACGCAUCUUGGGAGGCUGAUGAUGAUAUUGAUGAUAUAUAAACUGUAUGAUGAUUUUUUUUGUUCACCAUGGGUGUGUUUGGAUGCACUAAUUGGAUUGACUUGAAAGGAACAAAAAAAUAUAUAUAUCACAAUUCAAUUCAAAUUUGCAUCCAAACGCAACCAAAGUCACUGCAUUUUUAU